This is a messenger RNA of Peronospora matthiolae, 210 nucleotides long. NCBI's taxonomy places the organism in Eukaryota, Oomycota, Peronosporomycetes, Peronosporales, Peronosporaceae. The record is from the annotation of a GenBank genome assembly.
AUGGCUGCUGACACACUCUUUGUCAAGAGCAGCGUCGUCGACGCGCUGUUGAAAUCGCUUGAAAGUGAUCGUGUGUGGGCUAACGGCACCUUUUUGCAUCGUGGACAGCGUUCCUUUCAGACCGAUUGGGCCGAAGUAGCUUUAUUCAAGUCCGUCUUAACACUCUCGUUUCGCAGAUGGCCGAUGGGAAAGGUGUCGAACACUGAGUAG